Aspergillus ibericus CBS 121593 is the source of this 927-nucleotide messenger RNA. RefSeq lists its product as uncharacterized. NCBI's taxonomy places the organism in Eukaryota, Fungi, Ascomycota, Eurotiomycetes, Eurotiales, Aspergillaceae. The coding region runs from base 260 to 892 and encodes 210 amino acids. The transcript has 3 exons. The record is from RefSeq and is a predicted model, not a curated record.
CAGUGCAGCCAUUCAGCCAAUCAAGGCUUGCUGUCUCCAAGGUACACAGAAUUGCUAAGCGAGCCAUCAUCGAGCCGGAGGUGUGGAUGACCAUUACUCGCGAGAUUAUUCGCAGACAGCAGUAGGGCUGACCCAUAGGAAAGCGCCUUAUAGGGCUGAGACACCCGACAUCCCCAAGGUCCUCACGGAUUCCACUUCGGCCUCGCCGACUGGCAGCUGCAAGCGAGUGCAGGAUGCAGUGCAUUGUCUCCACCGGAAAAUGUCAUGUUGUGCGAGGUUUUCUCAGAUCCGAGUCGCGUGGUGCUCGUGGGAUGCUCGUGGUAUGCUCAUGCCCGAGUCGUGGGAGGAACAAAGUGGACCCGUCAGAUAUCUCACGGUCGGAUUUGGUUCAAAGUUGGAGGACAGUCUGAAUUUAAUGUCAGGUUCGAGUCAGUCACAGGAAAGAGCUCGUCCCACGGCAGCACAAUGGGUGGUUCGUGUGAACGCCUUUGUUGUGGCCAGGGAAGGGCUGGGUGGGUCAUGUUACCCAGAAACCCCGAUGGUCCCCGACCCAGCCAGAGUCCAGCCGUGGAUUAUAAGGAGCUGGUUCCCCUCCAGCCAUGACACCUCGAUGAUGAGUGCAAUCCCUCGGGAGGUGCAGUGGCUGGUUUUUUACGAACUACCGGUGAUGGCCAACUGCCUUUCACCCUCGGCAAAGGGAGCCGGCUCCGGACUGAGGUGGUACUUUUGCUAUCUGCCCCUAACCUCGAUUCAUUUCGCCGGCGCAUGUCCCAAACCAGUAUCCCGAACCGUGCUAUCGAAAGAUCCGCCAAGUCUCCCUGACAGAAACGAGAUGUAUCACAUUUAUCUGAGCGUCAAACCCGACGUCAACGGUACCCUCCAGCUCAGCUAACGAACCAUCUAUGUAUCCCGUACAGUCGGAAGCUC